This is a messenger RNA of Uncinocarpus reesii 1704, 768 nucleotides long. RefSeq lists its product as uncharacterized. The coding region runs from base 1 to 768 and encodes 255 amino acids. Gene Ontology annotation, biological process: regulation of DNA-templated transcription. Lineage: Eukaryota; Fungi; Ascomycota; Eurotiomycetes; Onygenales; Onygenaceae. The transcript has 2 exons. The record is from RefSeq and is a predicted model, not a curated record. Gene Ontology annotation, molecular function: histone acetyltransferase activity.
AUGCCUCCCACCUCAUCUCGACAUGCCCAAAAUUCCCCUCCCGCCGGCACGAAAGUCAAUCAAGUCAUCCUCGGAAAUCUGCUCUUCAAAACUUGGUACGAUGCCCUGUACCCAGAGGAGCUUGUGAACAAGGAGACGGACACGUUAUACGUUUGCGGUUGGUGUUUCCGGUACACGUGUGACAAGUCCGCGUACGUUGGCCACAGACGGGUCUGCCAACUCCGGUCCACACCGCCAGGCACCCAGAUUUACAAUGACGCUGGCUACUCGGUAUGGGAGGUGGACGGGGAGCGCCAGAAGCUCUUCGCCCAGAACCUGUCUCUAUUCGCCAAGCUAUUCUUAGACCAGAAGUCGGUGUGUUUCGAUGUCUCCGGGUUUCUCUUCUAUCUCCUGGUAUACAUUGACCCCGAAAAUCCUGGAGUUCAUCAUAUUCUAGGAUACUUUUCGAAAGAGAAGAUGUCUUGGGAUGCAAACAACCUCGCUUGUAUUCUUAUAUUUCCUCCAUAUCAGCACAACCAAUUGGGCAAACUUCUCAUGGGGAUCAGUUACAGGCUUAGUAUGUGGGAAUCGGAAAGGGGAAUUGGCACCGUCGGAGGGCCUGAGCGACCGCUCAGCGAGAUGGGAGAAAGAAGUUACAUCAGAUUCUGGGAGGAGCGAGUUGCACGAUACUUCCUUCGAGACCUUCAGCAAGUAACGAAUGGGAACGGAGGGCCUGUUAAACCUCCCAAGACAAAGAAACGAAGAAAAGCGAAAAGCCUCAGCGGCUGA